Recurvomyces mirabilis is the source of this 531-nucleotide messenger RNA. RefSeq names its product TRAPP subunit (gene TRS20). The record is from RefSeq and is a predicted model, not a curated record. The transcript has 3 exons. Lineage: Eukaryota; Fungi; Ascomycota; Dothideomycetes; Mycosphaerellales; Teratosphaeriaceae. Gene Ontology annotation, biological process: endoplasmic reticulum to Golgi vesicle-mediated transport. Gene Ontology annotation, cellular component: TRAPP complex; cytoplasm; nucleus. Bases 1 to 531 code for a protein of 176 amino acids.
AUGUCAUACUACUUUACAAUUAUCGGAACACGAGACAACCCUCUCUUCGAGCUCGACUUCGGCACUUCGAAGGUUGGUGGUGAUGGCGUGGCACGCUUCCGCGAAGAAGCCAAGUAUAUGAACCAAUUCAUCGUGCACGCUGCGCUAGAUGUGGUGGAAGAAGUCCAAUGGACCAAUAAAGAGAUGUACCUCAAGCGCAUUGAUUCGUUCCAGAACAACCACGUCCACUGUUUUCUAACAGGCGGCAACGUGAAGUUUAUGCUUCUCAUGAACCCGGACCCAACAGCCACGACAUAUUCAGCCUAUCCGACCUCGCAACCCAGUAGACCCUCGACCGCACGACAGAGCACGACGCUACUAGCUGCGAGUCCGAAUAGUCAGGCUACCGAGGAAGCCGUUCGUGCCUUCAUGCUGGAGGUGUAUGAGAACUGGGUGAAGUGCAUCAUGAACCCUUUCUACCAAGUCAAUCAGGUUGUCACGAGUCCUGUGUUCCGUAACAGGGUCGCGACUGCCGCGAAGAAGUAUCUUUGA